GUCUCAGUGCGCAUCAACCAGACAACCCCCCACGUCUGCACACUAAUAUCAGCCUCAGAGUAUAAGAACGGAAAGUUGUUUCAGUUACAUCGAAGUAAGACAGGAUACCAGGACCCUCAUAAACAUUCCCUGAUCUGUCAUCCUGAAUCACCUGCUGCAAACGCUGCAGCCCCCUGUGAACAGCUGUCUCUCUCGACUGAUGGAAAACUGUCACUAUCUGCUGAAUAGAGGAGAGAGAGAGGAGUAACGUCAACAGCAGAAGAAGCAGGAACCAGCAGCAGCAGCAGCAGCAGCGACAGCGGCGACUAAGGGAGCUAUUGUUCCCUUGUGUUAGGCAGUUUGUAUUCUUCUCAACUGACAAUCAGCACCAGAAGCUGAGAGAGGUGACUUCUUCCAACACCAUUCAUGUAGGAAUAUUAAUCCUACCUCUCCCAGAAAAAGAAAUAUACUUUUCCACAAAGGUUUUCCCAUUUAUCUGGUGGAUUAAAGCAUCCAGCUUGAGAUAUGGGGCUGAGAGGGAGAGGUACAGUCUUAUUUAGUUGUCCAAAAGGGACUGCUCCUUCAGCCCAUUGCUUGUGGAUGGUUAUGCUCCUGCUGUUUGGAAUCUGGGAUGCUCAAGCACAGACUGAAGGAGACACUAAAUCUACAUAUGUCUGGAAGACAGGUCCCUGGGGAAGAUGCAUGGGGAGUGAAUGUGGCCUGGGGGGCAGCCAAAGCAGGGCAGUAUGGUGUGCCCACAUAGAAGGAUGGACAACUUUACAUACAAACUGUCUGCAGACCGAAAGACCUGACAACCAGCAAAGUUGUUUUAGGGUCUGUGACUGGCACAAGGAGUUAUAUGAUUGGCAGCUGGGGGACUGGGAUCAGUGUCAACCUGUGGCAUUAAUGAACUCUGGAUCAUACAAGCGUCCAGAGUGCACAAAAGGGGAGGAGGGGCUUCAGACUAGGGAGGUGUCCUGUGUCCAGAAAUCCAAUGGAGCGCCUGCCGAGGAUGUGAUUUGUGAAUACUUUGAACCAAAGCCUCGUCUUGAGCAGGCUUGUCUCAUCCCUUGCCCACAGGACUGUGUUGUCUCUGAGUUCUCCUCAUGGUCCAAGUGUUCUAAGACAUGCGGCAGGGGGUUAGAACAUCGAAUUAGGAGUGUCUUGGCCCCACCACUUUUUGGGGGUUCAGCUUGUCCCAACCUGACAGAAUUCCAGCCCUGCCAAUUCAGUGCCUGCGAGUCAGAGGAGAGUAUGUACAGCUUGAAAGUGGGUCCCUGGAGCAGCUGCUCCUUGCCCCACUCAAGACCAGUACGGCAGGCUGGGAAGCGAAGGAAGAACAAAGGCAAGGAGAAGGGGGUUAAGGACCCGGAGACAAGAGAGCUCAUCAAGAAAAAGAGAAACCGAAACCGGCAAAACAGGCAAGACAGCAAGUUCUGGGACCUGCAGAUUGGAUACCAGACACGACAGGUUACCUGCACACAUAAGAAUGGGAUAAUUGUUGCUCUAAACCUCUGCACUCAAGAAAAACUUCCAGUCACCUUUCAGUCCUGUAUCAUCACCAAGGAUUGUGAAGUGACUGAGUGGUCUGAGUGGGGUCCUUGUUCCAAGGAUUGCUAUGACGUGAACUCUCCCAAGGGUGCCCGGACCAGAAGAAGAAGCGUAAAGCAGUUUCCUGUGGGCGGUGGUGCAGAGUGCCCAGAACUGGAGGAACAAGAACAGUGUGCCCCUCAAGGAGAUGGUGUCCCACCUUGUCCUUCGUAUGCAUGGAGAACUACAGAGUGGAGUGAAUGCCGUGUGGACACUUUACUCAGUCAGCAGGAUCGAAGAAGAGGGAAUCAAACAGGCCUUUGUGGAGGAGGAGUACAAACUAGAGAAGUGUACUGUGUCCAAGGGAAUGAGGAGCUUCUCUCCUACCUGAACACACUUCAAGAAAAAGAAGAAAGUCAGUCUGAAAGCAAGCAGAAACCUGGUGUUGCACCACUUCUGUCAAUCACUUUUGAAAUAACAGCAUCCAGACCCGUGGACAGUGAGCUGUGUGCAGGCCCUGUACAAAACACCACCAAGCUGUGCCACAUUGUCUGCCCCAUAGAAUGUGAAGUCUCAUCAUGGACAGCUUGGGGGCCCUGCACUUAUGAAAACUGUGAAGACCAAGUGGGGAAAAAAGGUUUUAAAUUGAGAAAAAGGCGAAUCAUAAACGAGCCUAGAGGUGGAACUGGAAACUGUCCCCAUCUCACUGAAGCAAUACCAUGUGACGAGCCGACGUGCUACGAUUGGCAGCUGGUUAAACUCGGAGAGUGCUUACCUGACAAUGAGAAGACGUGUGGUCCUGGCACACAGACUCCACAAGUGGAAUGUGUCAACAGUGACGGAGAGGAGGUAGACAGACAGCUGUGUGGGGAUGCCAUCUAUCCCACUCCUAUUGUCUGUGAAGUCCCAUGCCUAAAGGACUGUGUGCUCAGCACAUGGUCAAAAUGGUCCUCAUGCUCUCACACCUGCUCAGGAAAAACCACUGAAGGGAAACAGACGCGGGCACGCUCUAUUUUGGCAUAUGCAGGUGAAGGGGGAGUUCAGUGCCCGAAUAGCAGCGCUCUGCAGGAAGUCCGCAGCUGUAAUGACCACCCCUGCACUGUCUAUCACUGGCAAACUGGGACCUGGGGCCAGUGCAUAGAGGACCCAUCAGUAUCAACUAUUAAUUCUAGCACCAGCUGGAGCGGUGAGCCCACCUGCUCAGUCGGAAUGCAGACAAGGAAGGUCAUCUGUGUGAGGGUCAACGUGGGACAGGUGCCACCAAAGAAGUGCCCUGAGAGUCUUCGGCCUGAUACAGUGAGGCCUUGUCUGUUGCCAUGCAAGAAGGAUUGUAUUGUAACACCUUAUAGUGACUGGACUCCCUGCCCAUCGUCAUGUCAAGAAGGGGAUCGUUCAAUAAAGAAACAGUCUCGUAAUCGUGUCAUCAUCCAGCUGCCAGCAAAUGGUGGCCAGGAUUGUCCUGAAGUACUGUAUGAGGAGAAGGAAUGUGAGACCUCAUCCGUGUGCCCUGGUUUCAGAUGGAAGACCCAUAAAUGGCGUCGCUGUCAGUUAGUGCCAUGGUAUGUACGUCAAGACAGUCCUGGAACUCAUGAGACAUGUGGCCCAGGACUACAAACAAGAGCAAUAUCCUGUCGCAAGCAAGAUGGUGGACAAGCUGACAUUGGCGAGUGCUUGAAGAAUUGCAGAUUUAUGCCUCCUAUUACUCAACCAUGCCAACUGCCUUGCCAGAAUGACUGCCAGUUAACCAACUGGUCUAAGUUCUCUUCUUGUAGUGCAGACUGUGCAGGAGUUAGAACCAGAAAACGAGCACUUGUCGGGAAAAGCAAGAAGAGAGAGAAAUGCAGAAACAACCAAAUGUUCCCCCUCACUGAGACCCAGUACUGCCCUUGUGACAAGUACAACGCCCAGCCGGUGGGGAACUGGUCUGACUGCAUUCUGCCAGAUGGGAAGGUGGAGGGUAUCCUGGGAAUGAAGGUCCUGGGGGACAUCAAGGAGUGUGGACAGGGCUAUCGCAGCCAGGCCAUGGUCUGCUAUGAUCAGAAUAACCGCAUAGUGGAAACCUCUCGGUGUAACAGCCACGGCUAUAUUGAAGAGGCCUGUAUCAUCCCCUGCCCCUCAGACUGUAAACUUAGCGAAUGGUCUAACUGGUCACGCUGCAGUAAGUCUUGUGGAAGUGGUGUGAAAGUACGCUCUAAAUGGCUUCGUGAAAAACCUUACAAUGGAGGAAGACCGUGCCCUAAACUGGACCAUGUCAACCAGGCCCAGGUGUAUGAAGUGGUCCCAUGUCAUAGUGACUGCAGUCAGUAUGUCUGGGCAGCUGAACCAUGGAGUGUGUGGAAAGUGAGCUAUGUUGAUCUGAAGGAGAACUGUGGAGAAGGUGUACAGACAAGAAAAGUCAGAUGUAUGCAAAAUACCAUAGAUGGGCCCUCGGAUCAAGUAGAAGAUUAUCUCUGUGACCCUGAAGACAUGCCUCUCGGUGCCAGAGAGAGCAAGCUGCCUUGUCCUGAAGACUGUGUUUUAUCUGACUGGGCACCAUGGAGUCGAUGUCCUUUGUCUUGUAGUGGAAAUAGCACUCAUGCACGAUCUGCAUAUCCCAUAAGGAAGCCUGGAGAAGGAAGAGAUUGUCCCAGUUUCACAGAAACUGAGGCAUGCAGUCUGAACAAGAACUGCUACCACUACACAUACAAUGUCACAGACUGGAGUACAUGUCAGCUGAGUGAGAAAGCUGUGUGUGGCAAUGGUAUAAAAACACGGAUGUUAGACUGUGUUCGAAGUGAUGGCAAGUCUGUCGAUCUCAAGUACUGCAAAGAGCUUGGUUUGGAGAAAAACUGGCAAAUGAACAUGUCCUGUGUUGUGGAAUGUCCCGUGAACUGCCAGCUGUCAGACUGGGCUGCCUGGUCAGAAUGCUCUGAGUCCUGCGGACUAUUAGGGAAAAUGUGGCGUAAGAGAACUGUGAUUCAGCCUUCUCAAGGGGACGGCAGGCCGUGUCCUUCACAGAUGGAGCAGUGGAAACCCUGUCCAGUCAAACCCUGCUACAGAUGGCAGUAUAGUCGGUGGUCUGAAUGCAAAGUUGAUGAUGCUCAGUGUGGAGAAGGUGUGAGGUUCCGGAACAUCUCAUGUUUUGUGUUUGAUGGCUCCAAGGAAGAUCAUGGAAGCACAGUAGAUGAGGAGCGUUGUGAAAAGGUGGAGCCUUCUGUAGAUGGAGGCAAAGACAUUAUACUUGAAGAGAUUUGUGCUGUCCCAUGUCCAGGUGAUUGCUACUUGACCGACUGGACAGAAUGGAGCCCCUGCCAGCUCAGCUGUGUAAAUGGGGAAGUCCUGGAUUUUGGUGCAGUUCAGGUUCGUUCCAGGGCAGUAAUAGCUCAAGAGCAGGAUAAUCAACAGCAGUGUCCAGAACAAAUGUGGGAAUCCCGGCCUUGUGCAGAUGGCGAGUGCUAUGAAUACAAGUGGAUGACCAGCCCCUGGAGAGGGUCUUCCCGUUCAAUUUGGUGUCAACGGUCCGAUGGAUUAAACGUAACAGGUGGCUGUCCUUUAACAAGCCAGCCUGUGUCUGACAGGUCCUGUGAUCCACCUUGCAAUAAACCUCAAUCCUACUGCACUGAGCUUGGAGUUUGUGGCUGCGAGGUAGGUUUUACUGAAGUGAUGACGUCGGAUGGCGUGCUUGAUCAGUGCACCCUGAUUCCAGUACUUGAGAUGCCAACAAUGGGGGACAAAAAGGCAGAUGUGAAGACAAGCCGAGCUAUCAAUCCCACCCAACCGUCCACCAACCAGCCAGGGCAUGGCGGUAGAACCUGGUUCUUACAGCCAUUUGGACAAGAUGGGAAACUGAAGACAUGGGUUUAUGGUGUAGCUGCUGGAGCAUUUGUGCUACUCAUCUUUAUAGUUUCUAUGAUUUAUCUAGCUUGCAAAAGGCCAAAGAAACCCCAGAGAAGGCAAAACAACAGACUGAAACCUUUGACAUUGGCUUACGACGGUGAUGCUGAUAUGUAGGCUUCUCAGCAAGCACAUGGUCUACGGAGUGAAAACGCAAUGUGUCUAUUACAGUACUGCUGAGUGCCCCGUCCUGACAUGCCCCGUCCUGACUGGAUUUAAAAGCCCUGUGGCAUUAUCCAUGCAGGUCUUUGGAAAGCAUGUAAACUAAAAAAUAAAAAACAGAGACUGACUGGAACAAAUGUUCAAAAGAACCAAUAUACAAGUACACAGUUUGAAGAAAAUCCACAUUCAACAGUAGCCUAUUAUAUAUAUAUAUAUAUAAAAAAAACAAUAAUAAUGAAUAUAUAAUAUAAAAGCUUUUUUUGUUUGCUCUUUUUUUUGCUGCACAAGAGCCUUUAGAAACUAUAGGCUAAAGUGAAACUGCCUUUGCUGUAGAGUUGUUCAUUCUAUGUAUACUAACUGUUUUCUACAUAGAGGUUACUGCAGCAGAGCAAUGGGCAUGCUCAAACUGGAUUCCAUAAGCACAAAGAACAUAUCCCUAGCUUCUAAAAGCAGACAACAAUACUAUAAGGAGAACCUCCUUUGUGCUUGCAGAAGUAAGGGACUGGGGCUAAAAGUACUUGCAUGUUGCCAGUAGCCACUGCAUAUACGCAAAAUGCCUAGUUGGAGGACUCCAUUUCUUGCAUUGCAGCUGCAACAUAUUUCUACAACCCCUACUUUAUAAAAUUCCAAGACACAUUUUCAAUUUGGAUGUUUCCCUGUAGCUCCUGUUUUUUGGAAGAUAUACUGGUAGAUAUCUACAACUAAUUAACAUACAUUUAUACCGUCUUAAAUCUAUUGGACUCCUGCCUGCAACCUUUUACUACAUUUCAGGCACAUUUUUGCACUAUAUUAGUGCAGCAUGAUAUGCACUUAUAUCUAGUAUUGCCAUAGAAAACUGCCUCUUUCAAAGCAGGGUGACGUAGUGUCUUGUGCUAGAAGUUUAAAAGACAUUUUCCAGAAGGAGCAAACCAGUGUGUACCUAUUAAUUUAAGAGUAGAGUUCUGUAAUGUGACAGAAUAAAAACAAAAUAAAAAAUAAGUGGAUAUGUGUAUAUAAUCGCUCUUGUCACAACAGGAAAUUUGUAAAACCAGUAACCUUUGUGGUCUGUACAGUUGCAGUAUUAUAAGUGUCUAGUUUUCUGCCCGACUAACUUUAAAUGCAUAAUUUCAGCAAUGGUUUCUAAUACUGUGAUUUUUAAGGCUGUUUACACCUUGUUUUAUAUUUGUUUUCUAUGAUACCUGAAAUAUUUAAGGAUCAGUUUGCCCUUGUUAACUGAUUCCACAUUUAGAUGACAUUUUGUGCUAAGGGAUCAAGACAUGUUAAAUAACUACAAGUAGCUAAUCACUGCUCCAAACUUGUAGAUUUGCUUACUUCAGAUAAAGAACAUUAGCAUUUGCCUUAUCUUUCACACUGACACAGAACAAGAAAACAUUGUAUAAAUUCAAAGCUUGUGGAGCUUACAAACCACCGUUGCAUUGUAAACAAAUACCCAUAGUAAUUGCUUUUUAAGUAUCAAAUACCUAUCACACCUGUAGAUACUGAGCCUUAUUACUGUGUAAACUUAAAAUGCAUUUAGAAGAAUCAACCAAUAUCUGCUUCAGGUUGGUAUAAGGACAUACAAUUGUCUUCUAGAGGGGAGUUAUUUUCAGAAAAUGUGCAAUAUCGAGGUUGAAACUUAGAAGAACAUUUUGGACAGCAAAGAGUUAUCACACAUUUUAACCAUUACCGUUCAUAUACUACAAAAACAUAAAGUGAGGACAAAUUCUGUCAACUUUAAAAAAAAUGUAGCGUGAAAUCAUUUAAUUUCUGUCAAUUUCUGAAUUGUGAGUAGAUGAUUAGGAUUCUGUAAGCUUUGUCUCUCCCCAAGUUCAGAUUCUGUGCAAUGAGUUUGUGGUAAGCCUCUUAACUGCUAUAACAGGGAGUGGGAUUCUUAAAUGCAUUGUCGCAUCUGUUCGGAUAGUUGUAAUGCAUUUAGUCUGUAGACAGGUAGAUCAAAACGCAUUAUCAUUCUGCCAAUAGAAGUUAAAUAAGUGAGUUUAGCCAUUCAUCCUCAACACAGUACAUUCAUUUUCCUAAAAGAGAAGUUCCUAUAUCAUUCCUUUUAGAAUUUCAAAGCAAAACUUACACACUAAAUACAUCACAAUUGUUAAACAUUAAACAUGAACACAAUUAUACAGUAUUUCACAUGUUCCAUGGUGUUACUUUGUGUCAUUUACCCCAAUGUGAAAGCUACAGUUCGCCUAUGAAAAUAGGGUGGUAGCUUUUAAAAGAAUGUUUACUUUUUAAUUGUAUUCUUAUUUUGAUUUGUAAAUAAUGUGUGUUAUUUUUAUUUUAUAAAUUGUGUAUAUUUCUUUUGUAAUGCACAAAGUGUUCAGUACAAACCUCUAACAAUGCGUGUAUAAUGUUGCUGAGCUUUGUUAAGUUAAUACAGAUGACAUGUAAAGAUGAAGUAACAAGGUUCCAGACAUUUUCCUACCAGUUGUUUGUUUGUAACUGACAAAUUGCUUAUAAUAAAUUAAGAAAGUGUUCAGCUUUUUCAGUGUUAAUUUUUAAUUAGUUUAGAAUUGAAAAGCAAAAUACUAAUUUUGAUACAGGUGCUUGUUACUUUCCUUGCAUCUUUUAAUAAAUAUGUGUAAUGCAUAUGA
Molecule: messenger RNA, 8129 nt
Organism: Acipenser ruthenus (sterlet)
Lineage: Eukaryota; Metazoa; Chordata; Actinopteri; Acipenseriformes; Acipenseridae
Product: thrombospondin type-1 domain-containing protein 7A-like
Exons: 30
Coding region: 505-5499 (1664 amino acids)
Biological process (GO): actin cytoskeleton organization
Cellular component (GO): plasma membrane
Source: RefSeq, a predicted model, not a curated record